AACUAACAACACACACACACACACAUACACACUCACAACUUGGCCGAUAACACUCACACUGCCUUGACGUCAGGAGUUGCGCCUCGCGUCAAUUUCAGGCACACACUAUAAUGGACAUGCUGUAGCCCUGUGGACGGGCUCUUUGGGACCAGCUUGGAUUCAAAGGUUCCUGUCACCCUCCAGCCGAGGCCAUGGACUUCUUUGAUGACCCCAACCUCUUUGUUGGAGGGUUGGAUGGGCUGGACGAGGAUGGCUUCUCUGCAGCCCCGUCGCUUGUGGAUGAGCUGAACCUCAGCGCUGACUUCGAACCCCUCCAAGUGGAGCCGCUUGGCCCGGGGAAGCAGCAAGACUUGAUGCCACCGGUUUCUGCUCAACAAGCCAUGCCCAGUUACAGUCAACCAAUGAGUCAUUACAUUGGCAUGAAGGCACAGAAUCCCAUGGGGCAGGUAUUUUCUGGUUCUCCUAGCACAGGUGGCGGCAUGAUUGCAGAGCAACAUGGCCAAUACCACAGUGCCACCAUGAGCCAAGUGCCUCAGUCCAACGGGCUGUUCUGUAACAGCAGUAGCCCGAUGUGGGGCAACCAUGACCAAAAUGGGGCUAUGUACCACCCUCUUUCUCAGCAGCAGCGACAGCUUUGCCAUCAGCAGCCACAACUGCACAACCAGCAACUCCAUGUCCAGCCGCAACAAGCACAGCAGCAACACCACCACCCAUGUCACCGUCAGCAGCAAGAGCAGCAGCGCAGAAUGCGACAGCAGCAGCUGCAACAACAGCAAAGCCAUCAGCAACAGCUGUUGAACCAGCACCAACAAAUUAGCACGCAGGCUGUGUCCCUGCAGCAGCAUCAGCAGCAGCAUCACAAUUUCUCCUUUCACCAGAGAGGUCAGCUCAACAACCGGCAACAAGUCCUCCACGCUCAGCCGCAGGUUCAUCACCAUGCACAGUUCCACUCGAGGCCUCUCCUCAACAAGUCUUAUUUGGACAGUCAAAAUGCUUCUCUGACUGGGACUUGCUUACAGACACAGCAGCAACAGUCCAACUACCAGUUGCUCAGGGGAGGUCAGGCCUUCUCUGGUUCACGACCAGAAGACCCUAACUUGCCUUUUCCCAUGCAGUCGUCGUCCAUGGUUCACGCCCUGCCUCCCUGCUCUGUCAGUUCCACCAACGCUUACCAACCGGCUCAAUACCCUGCCUACCCUGGAGAGCCAGAAAUACCCAGCCUGAGUCAGCAAUCUUUGUCCUCAGCCUCUGUGUGUAGACCCACCACCACCACUGCAGCACUCGCUUCCACAGUGCCUGAGCUAUCAGGCACAGCAUGUCAGUUUUCAUCCACAGCACUUAUGAGUCAGCAGCACACUAGGGCCCCUGUCAGCCAGACAGAGGAAUGUCCUUUCCGAGCCUUGCGCUGUUCUGGAGCCACACAGGGAAACUGCAAGUCAUCUGAGAUGUUUAGUGACUCUAUGGGGUGCUACCCCACGAUUGCCAGCCACCUGCCUUCUGAGCAGCCUCAGAGCUGCAGGGUAAUCAACACUAAUGGAUACCAAGGUUUGGGAGAUGGUCUCCUGCCAUCAGAGGCUCACGAUGGAGACUUGGACAGCCUGGAGCCUCCUGACCUCUUACCUGAUUUACUACCCCAGCUGGAGGAUGCCUUGAGGCAACAGGAGGAAUCCAGCUGCUCCUGGGUGGACUCCAGCCAGGAGAAAGCACAGGAGUACAAGAAAUUACCACCCAUUGAGUACAAGGAACAAAAGCCUCGAAAGAACGCUAAUGGUCCUUCAAACAGGUGCGGGUUCUCAGCCCCCGAUGAAGACCAGUUCGUCGUCCUCCUCCUCUUCCUCCUCGUCCUCAUCCUCAUCCAGCCCGUCGGAGAAGAAAGCGUCGCGCGAGGACGCACUAGCAGAUGGAGUCAAUCCAACAGGACAAGCAGGCGAAAGCCAAUCGGAUAAUCGGAGGCGAUCGCCAAGGCCCGACAGCGAGGGGAGAAGAACAUCCUCGAGUGAUGAAGUCGGAGAGUUUCCCCAGCUCGUCGUCACAGUACAAGUCCAACCGUGACCGCGAGCACAACGGAACGGCAAGGCUCGGGCCAAAGAGAAGAAGGCCUGUAGGAAAGCCUGCAUCGUCCCCUCCUCCAAGCCCAAAGCAGAAGGCCAAGAUCGGGAAAAUUGUCAUCAAGAUUGGAAAGAAGAAAAAACGAAAGCCAGAGUCUUCAGAGGAGGAGUCGGAUGAUGAUCCUCCUCCUCGACACGCCUCCAAGGGCGACGACUCCAAGAGGCGGUCCAAUCGCCAGGUGAAGAGGAAGAAGUACGCCGAAGAGCUGGAGGCCAGGCUGUCGGAUGAGGAAGUCAAGGUUAUUGUCAAAGCCAAGAAAAGCAACACUGCGGCGUCCAAGGAACCUGCUCUUCAGCUGUUUGUAGAGAAUCCCAGUGAAGAGGACGCUGCAGUUGUUGACAAAAUCAUGUCUUCUCGUGUGGUUAAGAAGGAGGUCUCUCCUGGAGUGGUGGUGGAAGUGGAGGAAUUUUUCGUAAAAUACAAAAACUACUCCUACCUACACUGUGAGUGGGCCACAGAGCAGCAGCUGGAGAAAGACAAGAGGAUUCAGCAGAAGAUCAAACGCUUCAAGAUGAAGCAGGCACAGAGGGCGCUCUUCUUCGCAGAUAUGGAGGAGGACCCGUUUAACCCUGACUAUGUGGAGGUAGACCGAGUGCUGGAGGUGUCGUAUUGUGAGGACAAAGACACCGGCGAGGAAGUGGUGUACUACCUGGUGAAGUGGUGCUCUCUGCCGUACGAGGACAGCACCUGGGAGCUGAAGGACGACGUCGAUCAGAGCAAGAUUGAGGAGUUUGAGCAGCUGCAGGCAGUCAAGCCAGACUCUCGCCGGGUGGAGCGGCCUCCCGCCAACUUGUGGAAGAAGAGGGAACAUUCGAGGGAAUACAGGAACGGCAACAGCCUCAGGGAUUACCAGCUCGAGGGAGUCAACUGGCUCCUCUUCAACUGGUACAACAGACGGAACUGCAUCCUGGCAGACGAGAUGGGCUUGGGAAAGACGAUCCAGUCCAUCACGUUCCUGGAGGAGAUCCACCGUGUCGGCAUCAAGGCGCCCUUCCUCAUCAUCGCCCCGCUCUCCACCAUCGCCAACUGGGAGCGCGAAUUUCACACUUGGACCCACCUCAAUGUUAUCGUCUACCACGGAAGCAUGGUCAGCCGGCAGAUGCUCCAGCAGUACGAGAUGUAUUUCAGGGACGCGCAGGGCCGUGUGAUACGAGGCGCCUACAGGUUCCAGGCUGUUAUCACCACGUUUGAGAUGAUCCUGGGAGGCUGCCCCGAACUCAACGCCAUCGAGUGGCGGUGUGUCAUCAUCGACGAGGCCCAUCGCCUCAAGAACAAGAACUGCAAGCUGCUAGAGGGCUUCAAGCUCAUGAACCUGGAACACAAGGUCCUGCUGACGGGCACGCCGCUCCAGAACACAGUUGAAGAGCUCUUCAGCCUGCUCCAUUUCCUGGAGCCGGCACGCUUCCCCUCUGAGAACACCUUCAUGCAGGAGUUUGGAGACCUCAAGACUGAAGAGCAGGUCCAGAAGCUCCAGGCCAUCCUGAAGCCCAUGAUGCUGCGUCGUUUGAAGGAAGACGUGGAGAAGAAGUUGGCCCCGAAAGAGGAAACCAUCAUCGAGGUUGAGCUCACCAACAUCCAGAAGAAGUACUACCGAGCCAUCCUCGAGAAGAACUUCUCUUUCCUGGCCAAAGGAGCGGGCCAGGCCAACAUGCCCAACCUGGUCAACACCAUGAUGGAGCUGCGAAAGUGCUGCAACCACCCCUACCUCAUCAAAGGGGCAGAAGAGAAGAUCCUAGAAGACUUCAGGGAAGUGCACAGCCCCACUGCCAUCGACUUCCACCUGCAGGCUAUGGUGCAGUCAGCCGGGAAGCUGGUCCUCAUCGACAAACUGCUGCCGAAGAUGAAGGCAGGAGGGCACAAAGUUCUCAUCUUUUCCCAAAUGGUGCGCUGCCUGGAUAUCCUGGAAGACUACCUCAUUCAGCGAAGGUACUUGUACGAACGCAUUGAUGGACGCGUCCGCGGUAACCUGCGACAGGCCGCCAUCGACCGCUUCAGCAAGCCCGACUCGGACCGCUUUGUUUUCCUCCUGUGCACGAGAGCCGGCGGUCUGGGAAUCAACCUGACGGCAGCAGACACCUGCAUCAUCUUUGACUCUGACUGGAAUCCGCAGAACGACCUGCAGGCCCAGGCUCGCUGCCACCGGAUCGGUCAGAACAAGGCGGUGAAGGUGUACCGUCUGAUCACCAGGAACUCCUACGAGCGGGAGAUGUUCGACCGCGCCAGCCUCAAGCUGGGCCUGGACAAGGCUGUGCUGCAGAGCAUGAGCGGCCGAGAUAACAGCCUGGGAGGAAGCACCGGCGGAGGGGCUGUGCAGCAGCAGCUGUCGAAGAAGGAGAUAGAGGACCUGCUGCGGCGCGGCGCUUACGGCGCCAUCAUGGACGAAGAGGAUGAAGGAGCCAAAUUCUGCGAGGAGGAUAUCGACCAGAUCCUCCAGCGCAGGACGAAGACCAUCACCAUCGAGUCCGAGGGACGGGGGUCCACGUUUGCAAAGGCCAGUUUUGUAGCAUCCGGAAACCGGACAGACAUCUCUCUGGACGACCCGAACUUCUGGGACAAGUGGGCCAAAAAGGCCGACAUUGAUAUGGAUAUGGUCAAUGGCAGAAACAGCCUGGUGAUCGACACUCCUCGUGUCAGGAAGCAGACGAGGCCGUUCAGCGCCACCAAGGACGAGCUGGCAGAGCUCUCUGAGGGCGAGAGCGACAGCGACGAAACCAAACCGAAGCUCAGACGAAACCACGAUCGCCUCAACAGCUACGGCCGCACCGAGUGCUUCAGGGUGGAGAAGAACCUGCUUGUAUACGGAUGGGGUCGCUGGAAAGAUAUUCUGAACCACGGCCGCUUCAAGAAGCAGCUGACCGAGCGAGAUGUGGAGUCCAUCUGCAGGGCGCUGCUGGCGUACUGCCUGGUCCACUACCGCGGAGACGACAAAAUCAAGAGCUUCAUGUGGGACCUCAUCGCCCCCACUGAGGACGGACAGACGAAGGAGCUGCAGAACCACCUCGGCUUGUCUGCCCCUGUCCCUCGGGGAAGAAAGGGGAAGAAGAUGAAGACCCAGUCCAGCUCUUUUGACAUCCAUAAAGCGGAGUGGCUGAGGAAGCACAACCCGGAGCACAUGCUUCAGGACGAUGGCUACAAGAAGCAUCUCAAACACCACUGCAACAAGGUGCUGCUCAGGGUCAGAAUGCUCUACUACCUGAAACAGGAGGUGAUCGGAAGCCAGGCCCAGCAGGUGCUCGACGGCGCGGAUUCCAGCGAGAUCAAAAUCUGGGUGCCGGAGCCGGAUCAUUCGGAGCUGCCAGCCUUGUGGUGGGACGCCAUCGCCGACAAGUGUCUGCUGCUGGGAAUCUAUAAGCACGGUUAUGAGAAGUACAACACUAUUCGUGCAGACCCCACUCUGUGCUUCCUAGAGCGCGCCGGGCGACCAGAUGAAAAAGCCAUCGCCGCCGAGCAGAGAAGCAAUGAUUUCAUGGACGGGGAUGUGGAUGAUCCAGAAUACAAGCCCGCUCCUGCACUGUUAAAGGACGAGAUGGAGGAUGACGCCUCUUCCCCCGGAGACUUGGUUGUCACCGACAGCGCUGGAGAUGCAGUCCCAGCGGCAGAGGGUGAGACCGGCUACUGGCCGUCCCCCUCCGUGUUGACGGCCAGGCUACGGCGUCUGAUCACCGCCUCGCAACGCUACACCAAGAGCCGGCAGAUCCUGCACAUCCAUCAGACUCAGUCUCAGUCCCAGCAGGCCAUGAUACUGUCUGCUCCGCUCUGCCCGCUGCCCCCAACCCUCAACGACACCCUCAACCCCAAGAUGGCCGCCAAGAUUGAACGCCAACAAAGGUGGACCAGGCGAGAAGAAGCUGACUUCUACCGCGUUGUCUCCACUUUUGGCGUCGUCUUCGACCCCAACCUCGGCCGGUUCGACUGGACGAAGUUCCGGGCCAUGGCUCGGCUGCACAAGAAGACUGACGAGAGCCUGCAGAAGUACCUGUGUGCUUUCACCGCCAUGUGCCGACGGGUGUGCCGCCUGCCACCCAAAGAGGGAGACUCGGCUGUGGACCCGUCUCUCAACAUCCAGCCCAUCACGGAGGAGCGAGCCUCGCGCACCCUCUACAGAGUGGAGCUGCUCCGCCAGGUGAGGGAGCAGGUCCUCCGGCACGCGCUGCUCUAUGAGCGCCUGGCGCUGUGCCAGAUGAGCUCCGACCUGCCCGUGUGGUGGGAGGUCGCCACCCACGACCGUGACCUGCUGAUCGGCGCCGCGAAGCACGGCGUCAGCCGCACCGAUUACCACAUUCUGAGGGACCCCGAGCUCAGCUUCAUGGCCGCCCAGCGCAACUACAGCCAAACGAAAGCCGCGCAGCAGCAGCAGCAGCAGCAGCAGCAGCAGCAGUCACGCACGUCCACGCCGCUCCUGCACCCCCAGUACCAGGCCGCCAGCUCCGUGCUGACCGGGUCUCCGCUGCCCCCGCCCGCCCAGAGAGACACAGAUCCGUCUGGGUUGGUUCCCAAAGUGGAGCCGGCCUCAGAGGGGGAGGAGGGCAAGGAGAGGCAGGCAGAGAGCUGGAGCCCCGCCGAGGCGCCGGCCACGCCCACCGGCCUGGAGGAGAAGCCCGUCCCCGUGCCGAUGGACACCGAGCAGCAGAUGGCGGCAGCGCGAACCAAACCCCUCACGCCCAACUCCUCCGAGAGGAAACCCAAGAAGUCCAGCAAGAGGGGCCGCCGCGAGAACCGGCACGGCUCCGAGUCCGACUCGGACGGCUCCUCCUCCAGCUCCUCGUCACGCUCCUCUUCCUCCUCGUCCUCGUCCUCCUCUUCCUCGUCACAUUCCGGGUCCAGCUCCUCCUCCUCCUCCUCGUCUUGCUCCUCUGGUUCGUCAUCGUCCUCCUCAUCUUCAUCAUCCUCGUCUGAUGACAGCGACAGCGAAGGUGAAGACAGAAAGAAGAAAGUGCCUGCAGCGAGUGUGAAGGGUUUCGACGAGGACAGCGUGGCGUCUCUGAGCACGACACAGGAUGAAACACUAGACACCCACGUGACUGAGAACGGCAUCGCCAGCAACUCUUCUCAGCCCUUCCAGGGAGGAGGAUACAUGCUGGCUGCGUCCUAUUGGCCAAAGGAUCGCGUGAUUAUCAACCGCCUGGACAGCAUCUGCCAGGCAGUGCUGAAGGGCAAGUGGCCGGGAACCCGCCGUGUGUACGAGCCCGGAGGCGCUGUGGCCUCCUUCUAUACCACAAAGCUGCUGGACAACGCCAACAGCCUGUGCGAGGACCCCUCCGCGUCGCCACAGGGGUCAAAGGUGACCAAGCAUGUUGCAGAAAACAAGGAGUUCUCAGUAAAGCUCAACGAUCAGGAGGGAGGUCUGAAGUUGACCUUCCAGAAGCAGGGUCUACCUGUGAAGAGGCCCCUGGAGUCCGAGGACGGCCCCCAGGCCCAGCAGCAGUACCUGGCCCGGCUCCACGAGCUGCAGAGCGCGUCAGACACCAGCCUGACCGACAUUACCAAACCUCAGUGCAGCUUCCAGAGCGCUCCUCCAGGUCUGCCUGGUCAGAUGAGACUAAACGGAGUCCUGGACGGCCAGCCCGUGGUCAAGAGGCGGAGGGGGAGGAGGAAGAACGUGGAGGGAAUGGACCUGCUCUUCAUGAACAGGACUCGAGUUCCUGCUGUUCCCGAUCAGGCACCUCCAGGGUGGGGUGGGAUCGGCCAGGUGGGCAUGGCUGUUUCCGCCGCACCGGGUUUCAGUCAGGUCCCGGCCGACACGGAGAGCAGGGUCCCCGUCAUCAACCUCAAAGACGGCACCCGACUCGCUGGAGACGACGCCCCCCAGAGGAAAGACCUGGAACAGUGGCUGAAGGAGCACCCCGGCUUUGUAGCAGACACAGGAGCCUUCAUCCCAGGGGUGAAUAAGAUGCAGCUGCAGUUCCACUUCCAGGACGGACGGCCCAAGCAGAAAAGACACCGCUGCAGGAACCCCAACAAGAUCGACGUGAACAGCCUGACCGGAGAGGAGCGAGUCCAGAUCAUCAACAGGAGGAACGCACGCAAGGUUGGUGGAGCGUUUGCGCCUCCUCUGAAGGAUCUGUGCCGGUUCCUGCAGGAGAACCCAGAGUACGGAGUCCCGCCUGAGUGGGCCGAUGUGGUGAAGCAGUCGGGUUACCUCCCAGAGAGCAUGUUUGACAGGAUCCUGACGGGACCCAUCGUUCCCGAGGAGGUGAGCCGGCGUGGACGACGACCCAAGAACCCUCUGGCCAAAGCGGCGGCGGCUGCAGCGGCGGCGGCGGCGGCCCCCAACCCCGCGGCCUCCGCCCUGGGAUUGAACCCCCUGCUCACCAACGGCCUGAUGUCCGGGAUGGACCUGAGCAGCCUGCAGGCCUUCCAGCAGAACCUGCAGAGCCUGCAGUCCCUGCAGCUCACCGCCGGCCUGAUGGGGCUGCCCUCCGACGCCGGCAACCUGGCCGCAAGCAACCUGGCCGCCAUGUUUCCCAUGAUGCUCUCCGGUAUGGCCGGGUUGCCCAACCUGCUCGGCAUGAGCGGCUUGCUGGGGAAGCCGGCUCAGGAAGGCGCGGGGGGGAGCUCCGAGGAGAAGACGAAAGGAGGCGGCGGCGGCGGCGGGACGGCAGAGCCGCCCCCCUCCAAAGCCCCCCCACACACCUCAGACAACACAGGAGAAAGGACAGAGGCCUCGGACACCACUCCCCCCUCCGUCUCCUGCUCCGAGUCCUCCGCCACCGCCACACAAAGUGCUUCAGCUGCGCCUGCAGCCUCCAGUCCGCCGCUCUCUCUGAACCCCUUGUUACUCUCCAGUAUGAUCUACCCAGGGAUGCUUCUCACUCCAGGCCUUAACCUUCCUGCGUCUGCCGCACAGCCGCAGACCUCCAACACUGACUCCACGCUCCCGCCUGCUGCUGCUGCUGCUGCUCCUCCUCCUCCUCCUCCCCCUCCUGCAGCCUCGCCGUCACCGACAGAGCGGCCACGGCCUCGGAAGGACGGAGAAGAGGAGGAAGAGGACGAUGAGGAGGAGGAGGAGGACGAGGCGUUGAACGAGGCUUUGGAGGAAGAAGAGGAGGAGGAGGAGGAGGAGGAAUCCACAGAACAAAAAGAGAACAGUGGUCCCGAUUGUUCAGGGAAAGCAGAGUCGUCUUCAUCAGAGUCUGGGAGCUCUUCCUCAUCCUCAGACGAUUCAGACUCCAGUGAUGAGGACUGAUCCCACAAAAUAUAUAAUUAUAAAUUUAUUUAUGUAUCGCCUAGAAAUGUAUACAUAUAUUCACAUAUAUAUGGAUUUUACAGCACUUACGUUGCGAUUUCUCUACGUGUAAAUACAAGAACUAACUACAAUGUUGUGUAAUAAAGAGUAGAAAAAUCUAAAAAAAAAAAAAAAACUCACCAAAAAAAACAGUAAAAAGUGACUUAAAAGGAACUGAAAUAAAACAUCAGUGUUUGUUCACAAGGUACAGUCUUGUUUUGAGACAUUUUGCAUGUCAGACUUUAGUAGAUUUCUGAACUCUGUGAACUUGUACCACACAGUUAUGUACAAUUGCAACAAAAAAAGGCAUUAUUGUAAUUAUGUCAGGAUUAAUUUUAUUAAAAAAAAAGUGAAACUACAUCAACACGCUCGUUGAGCUGUACUAUUAAUAUAUUUUGAUUGUUGAAGGGCACGGGGGGGGGGCGCUCGACAAACACUUUGGUUUCUCUUGUAAAUACUUUUACAGGUUGGUUGACACUUUUGCUUUGCCGAUCAUACAUUGGAUAUGUCAGCAAUAACUUGGGCAGCUAAUGAAUGUCACUGAAGCUGUAGAUUCUCUCGUCUGCCAUUGUUCCACCCCAGUGCACAACUCCCGCCGCGACCCUCGCCAACCUGUCGGCCCCCCUCGCACGCCGCCAAACACCUCCCCCAUCCGUGGCUUUUUGUUUGGACACACACUCACCUGAGGUUCCCCCUGCAUUCGGAAAUAUGUGCAAAUACUGUUUUCCAGUCACGAACAAGCUUAAAAACCUCGCUUUUUAUUUAUUUAUUGUCACAAAUGUUUUUUACAGUCCUCACAGUCACCUUGCAGACAUGUCACAACACGUUCCAGGCGCACUUUAGCUCCCCACAGUAAACGAGCACGUCUGUCGACUGUUUU
Salarias fasciatus (jewelled blenny) is the source of this 10214-nucleotide messenger RNA. It is a transcript of the gene chd9, whose product is annotated as chromodomain helicase DNA binding protein 9. The transcript has 39 exons. The record is from RefSeq and is a predicted model, not a curated record. Gene Ontology annotation, molecular function: protein binding; ATP binding. Lineage: Eukaryota; Metazoa; Chordata; Actinopteri; Blenniiformes; Blenniidae. Bases 1901 to 9295 code for a protein of 2464 amino acids.